This is a messenger RNA of Neodiprion virginianus, 1077 nucleotides long. RefSeq names its product protein RER1. Gene Ontology annotation, cellular component: Golgi membrane. NCBI's taxonomy places the organism in Eukaryota, Metazoa, Arthropoda, Insecta, Hymenoptera, Diprionidae. Gene Ontology annotation, biological process: retrograde vesicle-mediated transport, Golgi to endoplasmic reticulum; protein retention in ER lumen. The coding region runs from base 173 to 760 and encodes 195 amino acids. The transcript is spliced from 6 exons. The record is from RefSeq and is a predicted model, not a curated record.
UCGGAAAAGUUCCUUCAUCCUUGGAAUAGAAUUCUUUGAUAAAUUCCAUAAUCCCAAUCCCGUAGUAUGCCAUUAAUGUUGUGACGUGUAAUAUUUUUCUAACCACAUAAAUUAUCAUAUUAUUAGAAUCGACGAGAUUGGCUGGAUACAGUGUACUCUUUAGGAAAAUAUCAUGAUGCAAGAUGAGGACUUGGGUGGAACACCGAGGCGGAACAUUUUUAGUCAAGGACUAAUGAGAUUAUCACAGGUAUAUCAGGGUUAUUUGGAUGUGUGGACUCCUCACGCUAUCUCAAGAUGGAUAUUUGCUGCAUUUCUUUUAGCCAUAUUUAUAUUACGGAUUUUAUUAACACAGGGAUGGUACAUCGUUACAUAUGCCCUGGGAAUUUACCACCUCAAUCUGUUCAUCGCAUUCCUCACACCAAAAAUUGAUCCUGCGAUGGACUUCGAUGAUGGCGAUGGUCCUGAACUCCCCACGAGAUCGAACGAAGAAUUUAGGCCAUUCAUAAGGCGGUUACCAGAAUUUAAAUUCUGGUAUUCAGUGACCAAAUCUACGAUUUUUGGAAUGGUGUGCACUUUAUUCGAUUGCUUUAAUAUUCCAGUAUUCUGGCCAAUCCUUGUUAUGUACUUCAUAACACUCUUCUGCAUCACUAUGAAACGUCAAAUAAAGCACAUGGUGAAGUACCGAUACCUGCCGUUUACACAUGGGAAACCAAAGUACCAAAACCACGAAGAUACUUCGAGAUUAAUACAUCCGAAAUGAGUAGCAGCCACCAGUGAUGGAUGAGUGUAUAAAGAUAAUGCGUAAAUGUGCGUAGUUCUUAAAUUCUUCAAAAAUCCCGUGCAAAAGCCCAAGAACUUUGGUAAUGAAUAAUUAAUUUUUUUUAUUAUACCGUCAUCUAGAAAACAAUUGAUAUAAUUUAAAUAUGAAGGAUACAAAGCAGGAGUUAAAACUCCUGGGUAUAAUGUUAACUGGUAUAUGAAAUAGAAUGUAUUAAUAUAUUUGUAACAUAAACUUGUACAACCUAUUGUUAGGGUCUUAAAUUGUUUCUGGACACAGUAAAAAUAUUAUUAACUUCA